Messenger RNA from Onthophagus taurus, 1193 nucleotides. Its product is annotated as nuclear apoptosis-inducing factor 1-like. Lineage: Eukaryota; Metazoa; Arthropoda; Insecta; Coleoptera; Scarabaeidae. Gene Ontology annotation, cellular component: nucleus. The record is from RefSeq and is a predicted model, not a curated record.
GCGGACCACUAUGCCCAACAAUCUAACGAGAGAAGCGACGCGAACAAUGUUGCCAGAUCGUUGACUAUGCCACAGAACUGCGAUACUUCCCGACACCGUUAUCUGGUCGAUAACGAUAAGUUAGUUUGUACUGUAAGGUAGGGAUAUUUUUGUCGGUGAGAUUAUCGUAACAUAAUUUAUCGGGUACUCGCGGUGCCGAUAAGACAUUUAUCUGCCAGAUAUAUAUAGUUAUCAAGGUUUUUAUAUAAAAACCUUAUUACUGUAGUGUCGUGAAAAGUUGUUUUUAUUUUAAAAAAACAUGGAUAGAAAAAGAAGUAAACGUUCUACAAAUUAUACAAAGGAGGAGUGUUGGCGAUUAAUACAAUUAGUCGAAAAACUAGCCAAUGUUAUUGAAAAUAAAAAAACAGACGGAGUAACUUGGAGAGAGAAGAAAAGGGCAUGGCAAAAAAUUUGUCAGACUUUUAAUUCGACUGGUAAAACAAACCGUACAUCGCAACAACUGCGUAGCAAGUAUGAAACGUUAAAAAAAGAAGUCCGUCAAGCUGUUGCUAAACAUCGAGCUGAUGUGUCGAGUACUGGUGGAGGUCCAUGUAAAGUAAAGUUGAGCCCAUUGCAUGAAAGAGUUCAAAGUUUGAUACAACCAAGCGGCGAUGGAACACCAUCACAAUUUGACAGUGAAUUUGAUUGUUUAGAUAUCAAAGUUGAACCACAGAACUUGAUAACUUUCGUAGAUGACGAAUUAAAGGGUGAUGAAGCUCCUUUAAGUCCUAACAUACCUGUUGCAAUAGAUGCAGAACAUAUUGAAGUUACGAAUACAUCAAUUUAUGAAAGCAACAAUACGGAAGUUACAGAUGCAGAUGACAUUGUUGAAGAAGAUAAUAAUAGGAGUCAUUACUCUCCUGUCCAAUUAAGAAAAGCCAAAUAUCUGGCUUUGCAGACCAGAAAAAGGAACAGAGCUAGUAAAAAUAUAAAUCUUUCUGCAGCUGGGCGGGAAAUGCAACCUUGGUUAGACGCUAAAGCUGAUCUAACAAAUUUAAAAAUCAAAUUGCUACAAGAAGAAUUCGAUGCCAAACAACAAAGGGAAAAAGAGCUGCAUGAACAACAAUGUCAAAUUAACAAACAACUAAUAGAAAUAAAUAACCUAACUAUUAAAAAAACUUUACUAGAAAUAGAAAAGAUUUUAGAUGGUUAAA